UUUUGAUUCUCGACUCAUUCUUUACGGUCUAUUGUUAUCCAACGGGGCCUGCCAGUUGCAUAUAAAGAACUAUUGCCCUCUCGGUUGGGAGAGAAGACCUUCAUUAUUUAUUAGUCCAGUUCAAUGCCCUCUGGCUCUUCUGGUGUCCCUCCAAUUUCUUGAAGCCUUGGAGGAAUCACAAUCGGAGGCAAUCGUUUCAGUGAUUGAGGUGGGAGUGCCUGCUUGCUGCGGAGGUUGCACGAACUCUAUUGUGAUUCCGUAAAAGAUUUUACAUCAGCUGCUUAUUCCAUGGCGACAAUUGCGGGGCUAACCAUGGCAGUAAAUGUCAAGGAGAUGUUGCAAAGCGUCACGGGACUGAGGCAGCAAGCACAGUGCAACAACCAGCUACUAGCAUCCCGUGUGUCGCUCCACAAGAAUUCCUUGGAAACUCGUCGCCAGCCAGUUUGCAGCCGGAGGCACUCCGUGGUGAUGAACGUGACCACCACGCAUUCAUCAUCCCCCGCUGUGACACAAACUCUGUCUGAGCAAAGCAAUCAGAGUCGCAACCCUGAUCUUGCUACCGUCUUGGUGUCUGAGAAACUCGGAGAUGGCGGGCUUGACAUCUUGCGCAAGGUUUCUAAUGUUGAUUGCAUCUACAACCUCACCAACGAGGAACUCUGCGCCAAGAUCUCGGACUACGACGCCCUGAUCGUGCGCAGUGCUACCAAAGUCACUCGUAAGGUCUUCGAGGCUUCGAAAGGCAAACUAAAGGUUGUGGGCAGAGCUGGUGUAGGGAUCGAUAAUGUGGACCUCGAAGCAGCAACUGAAUUGGGCUGCCUGGUUGUUAAUGCGCCCACAGCCAAUACUGUCGCUGCUGCAGAGCAUGGAAUCGCUCUCCUCACGGCCAUGGCGCGUAAUGUUGCACCAUCAGACUCCUCCAUGAAAAGUGGCAAAUGGGAGCGCAACAAGUAUGUGGGAGUUUCUUUGGUUGACAAGACCUUGGCCGUGAUGGGAUUUGGUAAGGUGGGUUCUGAAGUAGCUCGCAAAGCCAAGGGCUUAGGAAUGCACGUCAUCUCCCACGACCCUUACGCGUCCGCCGACCGCGCACGUGCAAUAGGCGUGGAGCUCGUGAGCUUCGACGAUGCACUCGCUCGCGCUGACUUCAUCUCGCUCCACAUGCCUCUGACUCCCACCACAAAGAAGGUUUUCAAUGACGAUACAUUCCGGAAAUGCAAGAAGGGUGUCCGUCUCGUCAAUGUGGCACGCGGAGCUGUCAUUGACGAAGAGGCGUUGUUGCGUGCCUUGGAUUCUGGGAUCGUGGCGCAGGCCGCAUUGGAUGUGUUCGCGGUGGAGCCACCAAAGGGAGGCGACAGUUCGUUUGCCCUGGUACAGCACAAGAAUGUGAUUGCUACUCCCCAUCUUGGGGCCAGUACUGUUGAAGCCCAGGAAGGCGUGGCCCUGGAGAUUGCUGAAGCUGUGGCAGGAGCGCUGGCAGGUGACCUCGCAGCAACUGCUGUGAACGCACCCAUGGUACCCGCGGAGGUAAUCGCCGAGCUCACCCCGUAUGUGGUUUUGGCAGAGAAGCUGGGAAGGCUCACUGUGCAGUUGGUAUCGGGUAGUGCCGGAGUGAAGCAGGUGAAGGUGGUGUACAAAUCUUCCCGGGACGACGGCGAUUUGGACACCAGGCUAUUGAGGGCCAGGAUCUCGAAGGGGUUGAUCGAGCCCGUGUCGGACGCAAUCAUCAAUUUGGUGAAUGCAGAUUAUGUGGCCAAGCAGCGGGGUUUGAAGAUUAGUGAGGAGCGGGAGCCAGCUGAUGGUGAGAGCGGAGUACCACUGGAGAGUGUGUCCGUUACAAUUCAAGAUGUAGAGUCAAAAUUCGCCAGCGCAAGAGGGGAUCACAGCCGGAGCAUCACCUUGGAGGGCAAGGUGAAGGACGGUGUGCCCCAUCUUAGCAAGGUCGGAAACUUCAGUGUCGACGUGAGCUUGGACGGCAAUGUCAUCUUGUACCGGCAGGUAGACCAGCCAGGCAUGAUCGGGAAAGUGGGUUCCAUUUUGGGUGAGGACAAUGUGAACAUUUCAUUCAUGAGCGUGGGCCGAACCCUGCGCGGCCAGGCCGCUAUUGUUGCCAUUGGCACGGACGAGGACGUGAGCGACGCCACCAUCCAGAAGUUGAAAGAGCUUCCUGCGAUUGAAGAGCUGGUGUUUCUUCGGCUUUGAGUUUCUCCCGAAUGUAAUUAAGUGUAGAUUGUUCACUCCUUUGUAAGCCAAGAUGUAUAUUAUCCAGGAUAGGUUUCACCCAUCACAUAAUGUUGUGAACAGCGCAAGCAUCUUGAGGUAAUCCCACGAAAUCCUACACAAUACAUAGGAGACAUUGGCACUUUGCUCUCAAUUAGGUAGAAGGUCUUGAAAAGUGACUGACUGAGUGGCCAUCAGCGUCGUGCACCUUUGUUGUUGGAGGUGGCGGCAACUCUUUGUUUAGAGUGUUCAUUUGUAAGAGUUAGGUAUAUUCUAUAUAUGAAAACAACACUAAUUGUCAAAGUUUGCGACCUUUUC
This is a messenger RNA of Physcomitrium patens, 2532 nucleotides long. Its product is annotated as D-3-phosphoglycerate dehydrogenase 3, chloroplastic. The record is from RefSeq and is a predicted model, not a curated record. Gene Ontology annotation, biological process: L-serine biosynthetic process. NCBI's taxonomy places the organism in Eukaryota, Viridiplantae, Streptophyta, Bryopsida, Funariales, Funariaceae. Gene Ontology annotation, molecular function: phosphoglycerate dehydrogenase activity; NAD binding.